Molecule: messenger RNA, 318 nt
Organism: Anopheles cruzii
Lineage: Eukaryota; Metazoa; Arthropoda; Insecta; Diptera; Culicidae
Exons: 2
Coding region: 1-318 (105 amino acids)
Source: RefSeq, a predicted model, not a curated record
AUGUCUGCCAAAAUUGUGAUCUGUCUGGUUGCCUGCGUGCUGGGAGCUGUGUCGGCCGGCGUCUUCCCCGUCGCUGCGCCGUUGGCCGCCGCAGGAGUAGUCGCUCCGUACGCCACCUCCUACAACGCGCACACCAUCAAUCACGCCGUGGCGGCACCGGUUGUUGCUGCUGCCCCCGCCCUCGUAGCUCCCGCGGCACGGUUUGUGGCCGCCGCCCCGGCACCGCUGGCCGCACCCCUGGCCUACACCGCCGCCGGUCUGCCCGCUUACAAUCCCUACGCGGCGUUCAACGGACUUCCGGCGCCGUAUGUGUUCUAA